AUGGCUGAGGCCCCUGCUGGCCCGGACAGAGGAGGCCACCUUGAACAGAAGAUCCUGCAGGUGCUGAGGGAUGCAGGUUCCCCUGUGAAGACCAGUUGGCUGGUGACGGAAUGCCAAGUGCCCAAGAAGGAGCUCAACCAAGUCCUCUACCGAAUGAAGAAAGAGUUGAAAAUCUCCCUCGCAGCCCCUGCCACGUGGUGCUUUGGUGGGGGUGGUUCUGAAGGCGAGGUUUCUGCAGGUCUGGCCCAGCCCAGCCAAGCUGUGAGUCCCCAGCCAGACGCAGCUGCGAUUGCAGAGAACCCCGGCUCUCAGCUCAGCAAGCGGCGGGAGGAAGAGAUCUACAGGUUUCUGGAAGAUAAUGGGUCUCAGAGGGCCCUGAUCAUCGCUCAGGCCCUGGGCAUGAGGACAGCAAAAGAUAUCAACCCAGACUUGUACAAGAUGAAGGACAAGCACCUUCUGGACUUUGACAAGAAGUCAAAAGCAUGGACGAUUUAUCGACCAGUUGAAGCAGGAAACAUGACUGAGGAGGAGGCAGGACUGGCUCUGCCACAGACUCUCUGUGUGGCCUUGGACAAAUGA
Molecule: messenger RNA, 579 nt
Organism: Galeopterus variegatus (Sunda flying lemur)
Lineage: Eukaryota; Metazoa; Chordata; Mammalia; Dermoptera; Cynocephalidae
Product: Z-DNA-binding protein 1-like
Exons: 6
Coding region: 1-579 (192 amino acids)
Biological process (GO): positive regulation of type I interferon-mediated signaling pathway
Cellular component (GO): nucleus
Molecular function (GO): RNA binding; double-stranded RNA adenosine deaminase activity; DNA binding
Source: RefSeq, a predicted model, not a curated record